This is a messenger RNA of Prunus persica (peach), 1324 nucleotides long. RefSeq names its product BTB/POZ domain-containing protein At1g21780. Lineage: Eukaryota; Viridiplantae; Streptophyta; Magnoliopsida; Rosales; Rosaceae. Gene Ontology annotation, molecular function: protein binding. The record is from RefSeq and is a predicted model, not a curated record. The transcript has 4 exons. Bases 163 to 1143 code for a protein of 326 amino acids.
AAGAAUUAAAGAAACAAUAUUGCUGGGUACCAGUAGAAGUUGGUAAAGUUUGACUUGAAAUUGAUCAAGCCACGUACUUGGCAUUGCCUUAAAAAAGUUUGUCAGGAAAGCAAAGACCAAGUCAGCCAGAAUAAGUCACAGAGAGUGAGAAAGCUCACAACAAUGGCCGAUUCAAAAGUAGAGACGAUCUCAAGACUGGCCCAAUGGAGAAUCGAGAAUUUCGGGCCUUGCUCUUACAAAAAGUCUGAUCCUUUCAAGCUCGGAAUUUGGAAUUGGCAUUUUUCUAUAGAGAAGAAUCGGUACCUCUACAUUCGUUUGUUUCCUGAGCCAUCACGGGUGUCCAAAGAACAGCCUCCUCUUGCUCGCUUUGUUCUUAGAGUCUCUAGUUCCGGCCCUGGCCGCAGACCCUACAUCUCUCCUGUUCAUGAAAGAUUGCUUCGCACAAGUGAAGACUUUGUCUGGCCUGUUGAUUCCACCUUCCUUGGUCGCUUCAUCAUUGAUGUUGAGUUUCUCGAAUUGAAGAUAUGCCCUUUAAAUGGUGGGGAAGCUAGUCCUGUAUGGCCUGCUGAUGGAUUGAUGCAAUCGGUAUCAACCCAAAGCACUCUCCGAUGCCUCUCUCGCAUGCUUGAUGAGGGCAUCCAUGCUGAUGUCACUAUCAACACUGCUGAUGGCACUUUAAGAGCUCACAAAGCAAUUCUUUCUGCAACUUCUCCUGUGUUCCAAAGCAUGUUCAAUCACGACCUUAAGGAAAAAGAGUCCUCCACAAUCCACAUAAAAGACAUGUCCCUGGAAUCUUGUAUGGCUCUUCUCAGUUACCUGUAUGGAACCAUUAAACAAGAGAAUUUCUGGAAGCACCGGUUAGCACUUCUAGGUGCGGCGAGCAAAUAUGACAUUGCAGACCUAAAAGAUGCCUGUGAGGAAAGCCUUCUGGAAGAUAUUAACUCCACAAAUGUCCUUGCGAGACUGCAUGAGGCCUGGUUGUACCAGCUGAAUAUGCUGAAGAAAGGAUGCUUGAUGUACUUGUUUGAUUUUGGCAAAAUAUACGAUGUUAGAGACGAAGUAAACGACUUUUUCAGGCAUGCAGACAGAGACUUGAUGAUGGAAAUGUUUCAAGAGGUGCUUACUGUUUGGAAGCCUGUAUAACUUUCUUUUUAUGGAGUUCUUACUGUCAUAUGCAGUCUGCUGAUUGAUAAUUGUAUAUAUAGUCUUUGGUUCAAGUAUCCUCUGAGAUUAUCUGUGUGGUUUAAUGGUGAUGUUGUUCCCCUAUGUAUGAUAAAAAAAUUACGAUCCCAGGUGACCUGCUUGGCAUUCGGUUUUGAGUUCA